AUGAGUAAUUAUUGCGUUUUUAUGCAAUCCAUCGUAACCGAUAACAAGUGAGAUCAAGAACAAAAUUUCAAUAAGAAGCCUUAUAAAAUUAUUCGUGGGUUCAGUCUAUAUUCUCAAGUUUUUUUUUGAUAUGAUAUCAUUUAAGUUUUCGCCUGAUGUGAAAUUUACAUCCGGAUAUUCGUACGUGCCAUAAUAAUCGCUACUUCAUUGAUUUGUCUGCAAAACUAUUUCAAUUCUAAGGAAUUACGUAGAAUAGUAUUUUAAAGAAACACCAUGGGAUUGAUCGAUUAUAAUCAGUUGCCUAACCUCGAUUUGUUCGGAAUCUUCUUCUUUCACUUCGUUUUAUCCACAUGGGCUGUGUUUGGACGUUGGAGUCCUGAAGCCUACACAUAUUAUAACGCGGUACUCUUAUUUGUCCUGAUUUGGUGUAUAAAAGAUAGUAAUCAAAAUGAAAUUCCGUUGAUUUUGGCUAUUCGUGUCAACAUAAUAUCAAUUAUAUUCGAUUUCCUUAUUAUAAUCACUUGUUUUCCGCAUCCGUUGUGGGAAAGUUUAUUCAGUUACCUGGGUGGCCUCUUCAAUUUGUUGUUAAGGUUCAUUACAAUCCCUUUACUGAGUAAAUUAUGCAGUGAUAAAACCGGAGGAUUGAAUGAUGGCCUACCUUCUGUUCUUUCUCCCAUAUUUGGUGCUGAUUACGGAAGCACUGUUCGCGACCCAUAUGAAAAUAUUGAUAGUGUGCCACAUCAAAGUUACCCUAAAUCGGAACCUGUGAUCACUCCUCCGGGAGCAUCUUAUUCCUUCACCAGUAAUCCGCCCACUUACCAGGCAUAAUCUUGAAAAUGCACUGAUUUUAUUUUUAUUUCUAAUCAUUUUUAUGUUUAUAUCUUAAUUCUUCAUUUUACAAUUCCUGCGAGUCACUAUAAUAAUAUUUUGUUAAUUUGUAAGAAUUCUAAUUUUACAUGUACUCGUAUAUUUUGUUUAAAGAAGAUAAUUCCGUUUGCCAGAAAUCGUGUUCGUACAUUGAGUGGAAAUGAUUUUUAUGUAGUUUAAUUCUGUUAUGGUAAUAUUCUUUACCCGGUGUGUAGAUCUCAAAAAUCAAGAUUUUUUGUUACUUUGAUAAAUUUUGAAGCAUUUAUUCCGUUUUCAAUGUUUUCAUUUUGAUUGAACAAAUAAUUGGAUUUUUUCGUUAUUUAUUUAUUUUUUUUUUUUGUAGACAAUAACUUACCUGAUGUUUAUACCUAUGCUUUCUCAUGAGAUCAUAAUUUAAUAAUUAUAUGAUAAUGGUUCUUUUACAUUUGUAUAUUUUUAAUAUUAUCUACUCGAAUAAAAAGUUUUACAACCGAA
Molecule: messenger RNA, 1341 nt
Organism: Planococcus citri (citrus mealybug)
Lineage: Eukaryota; Metazoa; Arthropoda; Insecta; Hemiptera; Pseudococcidae
Exons: 7
Coding region: 274-828 (184 amino acids)
Biological process (GO): angiotensin-activated signaling pathway
Cellular component (GO): plasma membrane
Source: RefSeq, a predicted model, not a curated record